This is a messenger RNA of Vitis vinifera (wine grape), 3848 nucleotides long. Its product is annotated as receptor-like protein EIX1. The transcript is spliced from 2 exons. Lineage: Eukaryota; Viridiplantae; Streptophyta; Magnoliopsida; Vitales; Vitaceae. Gene Ontology annotation, molecular function: protein binding. The coding region runs from base 235 to 3747 and encodes 1170 amino acids. The record is from RefSeq and is a predicted model, not a curated record.
GUUUUUCUUAAUAUAUAUUUACAUAUGUUAUUAGUAGAUCUUUUUAGAUUGGUGACGUUUGUUAAAUGUGUUGUUUAAAGUAAGUUCUUCAUGUUGUGCAAUUGUCUUUUAGAUUUUUCCAGUGUUUUCAUUUUUAUGUUGGAAAUAAAAUUUCAAUUCAAUUCAAGAAAAUGCUGACUACAUAUUGGAAUUCAAUUUUUACAGGUGCUCCUUACUAGAGAAUUGAAUAUUUACAUGGAGAAAAUUUCAAUUCUUGGUUUCAUUUUAGCUAUUCUCUAUCUCAUAACAACAGAACUUGCAUGUAAUGGUCAUACCCGUAUCGACAACAAUGUUCAAUCUGAACAAAAGGCUCUUAUUGACUUCAAAAGUGGUCUCAAAGAUCCCAACAAUCGGCUUUCAUCAUGGAAAGGAAGCAAUUAUUGCUCAUGGCAAGGAAUUAGUUGCGAAAAUGGCACAGGAUUUGUCAUUUCAAUUGAUCUUCAUAACCCUUAUCCUCGUGAGAAUGUAUAUGAGAAUUGGAGCUCUAUGAACUUAAGUGGAGAAAUUAGUCCUUCAUUGAUAAAACUCAAGUCUUUGAAAUAUCUAGAUUUGAGUUUCAACUCAUUCAAAGCCAUGCCAGUUCCUCAAUUCUUUGGGUCUCUGGAGAAUUUAAUAUAUCUAAACUUAUCAGGUGCUGGGUUUAGUGGAUCAAUUCCUUCAAAUUUAAGGAAUCUUUCUAGCUUGCAAUAUCUCGAUCUUUCUAGCUUGCAAUAUGUCGAUCUUUCUUCUGAGUAUCUUUACGAUAUUGAUUCAGAGUAUCUUGACUAUAUUUAUUCUGAACAUUUUAAUAAUUUAUUUGUUGAAAAUAUUGAAUGGAUGACUGGCCUUGUUUCCUUGAAGUAUCUUGGUAUGAAUUAUGUUAACCUUUCAUUGGUAGGAAGUCGGUGGGUUGAGGUGGCAAACAAGCUUCCAAGUUUAACUGAGUUGCAUCUAGGUGGUUGUGGCCUCUUUGGCUCAUUUCCAUCUCCAAGCUUUAUUAAUUUUUCUUCACUUGCUGUUAUAGCUAUCAACUCCAACGACUUCAAUUCCAAGUUUCCUGACUGGCUUUUAAAUGUCAGCAACCUUGUAUCCAUUGAUAUAAGUGACAAUAAAUUAUAUGGGAGAAUUCCACUUGGUCUUGGUGAGCUACCCAAUUUGCAAUACUUAGAUCUAUCUUCUUCGAUUUAUCUAUUUUCAGAUUUCCAUCUCAGGGGCAGUAUCUCUCAACUGUUGAGGAAGAGUUGGAAAAAGAUAGAAGUUCUAAAGUUGGAUGGAAAUGAAUUACAUGGUUCAAUUCCAAGCUCCAUUGGAAACUUUUGCAACUUAAAAUAUCUGGAUUUGAGUUUUAAUCUCUUGAAUGGAAGUUUACCUGAGAUUAUCAAAGGACUUGAAACCUGCAGUUCUAAAAGUCCUUUGCCUAAUUUGACAAAAUUGUCCUUGUACAACAAUCAAUUGAUGGGAAAAUUGCCGAAUUGGUUGGGUGAGCUUAAAAAUCUCAAGGCACUCGAUUUAUCCAAUAACAAAUUUGAAGGUCCCAUCCCUGCUUCUUUGGGGACAUUGCAACACUUGGAGUUUCUGUAUCUUCUGGAGAAUGAGCUGAAUGGAAGUCUCCCAGAUAGUAUUGGACAACUUUCUCAAGUGCAACACUUGAUUGUUUAUUCCAAUCAUUUGAGUGGAAGUCUCCCAGAUAGUAUUGGACAACUUUCUCAACUGGAACAAUUGGAUGUUUCUUCCAAUCAUUUGAGUGGAAGUCUCCCGGAUAGUAUUGGACAACUUUCUCAACUGCAAGGCUUGCAGGUUUCUUCCAAUCAUUUGAGUGGAAGUCUCCCGGAUAGUAUUGGACAACUUUCUCAACUGCAAGGCUUGCACGUUUCUUCCAAUCAUUUGAGUGGAAGUCUCCCGGAUAGUAUUGGACAACUUUCUCAACUGGAACAAUUGGAUGUUUCUUCCAAUCAUUUGAGUGGAAGUCUCUCUGAACAACAUUUUUUGAAGCUGAGUAAGUUGGAGUAUCUAUAUAUGGGCUCCAAUUCUUUCCAUUUAAAUGUUAGUCCUAAUUGGGUUCCCCUUUUCCAGGUGGAUGAACUUGAUAUGUGUUCAUGCCACUUGGGUCCUUCAUUUCCGGCUUGGCUUCAAUCUCAAAAGAACCUCAACUUUCUUGAUUUCUCAAAUGGCAGCAUUUCAAGUCCUAUUCCAAACUGGUUUGGGAAUAUUUCUUUGAAUCUGCAACGGUUGAAUCUUUCUCACAAUCAGUUACAAGGUCAGCUACCAAAUUCAUUAAAUUUUUAUGGUUUAUCAGAGAUUGAUUUCAGUUCCAACCUCUUUAAAGGACCUAUUCCUUUUUCAAUCAAAGGGGUCGAUAUUCUAGAUCUCUCCUAUAAUAAAUUUUAUGGCUUUUUUCCAUCGAGUAGAGGUGAAUCCGUGUCAAGCUUGUCUUAUCUUUCUCUUUCAAGUAAUCAAAUAACAGGGGCCAUCCCAUCAAACAUAGGUGAAUUCCUACCCAGCUUGCAGUUCCUUUCUCUUUCGGGUAAUCGAAUAACAGGGACCAUCCCAGAUUCCAUAGGACGCAUCACCAAUCUUGAAGUCAUUGAUUUUUCAAGGAAUAAUUUGACUGGAAGCAUUCCUUCUACCAUAAAUAAUUGCUCUAACCUUUUUGUGUUAGACCUUGGAAACAACAAUCUGUUUGGGAUAAUACCGAAGUCGUUGGGCCAGUUACAAUCGCUCCAAUCACUGCACUUGAACCACAACGAGCUUUCAGGAGAGCUCCCCUCAUCUUUCCAAAAUUUAACAGGCUUGGAAGUUCUUGAUCUUAGUUACAACAAAUUGUUGGGUGAGGUUCCUGCAUGGAUUGGAGUUGCUUUCGUAAAUCUGGUAAUACUCAACUUGAGGUCGAAUGUGUUUUGUGGAAGACUUCCCUCCCAGCUUUCAAAUUUAAGCUCCCUGCAUGUCUUAGACAUUGCACAAAACAAUCUGAUGGGUAAAAUUCCAAUCACUUUGGUUGAGCUUAAAGCCAUGGCUCAAGAGCAUAACAUGAUCAAUAUAUAUCCUUCGUUUCAAAAAGAGGGACUCUCCUGGUAUGAAGAACUAUUGGUUGUGAUUACCAAAGGCCAAAGUCUUGAAUAUACCAGGACUCUUUCUCUUGUUGUAGGCAUUGACCUAUCCAACAAUAAUUUAAGUGGAGAGUUUCCCCAAGAAAUAACAAAAUUGUUUGGUUUGGUGGUUUUGAACUUGUCGAGGAAUCACAUUACUGGCCAAAUUCCUGAAAGCAUUUCAAUGUUGCGACAAUUGUUAUCUCUUGAUUUGUCAAGCAAUAAGCUUUCCGACAGCAUUCCUUCAAGCAUGGCCUCAUUAUCAUUCUUGAGUUAUUUGAAUCUAUCAAAUAACAAUUUCUCUGGUAAGAUCCCCUUUACAGGGCAAAUGACAACCUUCACCGAGCUGGCCUUUGUGGGAAACCCUGAUCUAUGUGGAGCUCCAUUGGCCACAAAAUGCCAGGAUGAAGAUCCAAAUAAAAGGCAAAGUGUUGUUAGUGACAAAAAUGAUGGUGGCUAUGUUGAUCAAUGGUUUUACUUGAGCGUUGGCUUGGGAUUUGCCAUGGGCAUCCUAGUUCCAUUUUUUGUUUUGGCAACAAGGAAAUCUUGGUGUGAGGCCUAUUUUGAUUUUGUGGAUGAGAUUGUCAGAUGGUUGUUGAGAGGAAGAGCAACCUAUGCCAAAAAUCAUCCUAGAAGGCGAUAAAUUUUAUUUGUAGAUCUUUCUAUGCUUUAUGUAUCAUUAUAAGCUUUGGAAGUGAAUUUCAUCACAGUUGCAAUAGAAGAAAAGACUUAGCUUUUAAUUUA